GCGGUGCUGCGGCCGCCUGUCAGUCACGGCGGCGGCGGCGCCGGGAGGCGGCCGGGGCGCAGCCGGCAGAAGGCGGUGCGGGGACGACGCGCGGACCGGAGCCCGUUGAGGAGCGGCUGGGGAAGACGUGAAUCGAAGCGGGCGUGGAGGGGGGGGGUGCGUGAAGGAGGAAAAAAAAAAAAUAAAAUAAAAGCCUUAUUUAAAAACCCGGGGGGAGAUCCGAGAGGCGAGCCGCGUUUCUCCCGAAUUGCAGGAAAAGGUGCAACGGCCGCCGUCCCUCAGCCGGCUGCGAUGCUGCCAGCUACCGCGCUGCCCUGGACGUUGUUUCUCCUCAGAGCCGCAGCAUCUCUACAAGUGGAUAUCGUUCCAAGCCAGGGGGAGAUCAGCGUUGGAGAGUCCAAAUUCUUCCUAUGUCAAGUGGCAGGGGAAGCCAAAUACAAAGACAUUUCCUGGUUUUCUCCUAAUGGUGAGAAGCUGACGCCCAACCAACAGCGCAUCUCGGUGGUGCGAAAUGAUGACUUCUCCUCCACCCUCACCAUCUACAAUGCCAACAUUGACGAUGCUGGCAUCUACAAAUGUGUUGUCAGCAGCGUGGAGGAGGGAGACUCCGAGGCCACCGUCAAUGUCAAGAUUUUCCAAAAGCUGAUGUUCAAGAACGCUCCCACUCCUCAGGAAUUCAAGGAAGGGGAUGAUGCUGUGAUUGUGUGUGAUGUGGUCAGCUCGCUGCCUCCUACCAUCAUUUGGAAACACAAAGGCAGGGACGUUAUCCUAAAAAAAGAUGUUCGAUUUAUAGUCCUGUCCAACAACUACCUGCAGAUCCGGGGAAUCAAGAAAACAGAUGAGGGGACGUACCGCUGUGAGGGCCGGAUCUUGGCUCGUGGGGAGAUCAACUUCAAAGACAUUCAGGUCAUUGUAAAUGUACCUCCUUCUGUGCGUGCCAGGCAGAGCACCAUGAACGCCACUGCCAACCUCAGCCAGUCUGUCACCUUAGCGUGUGAUGCUGAUGGUUUUCCUGAGCCAACCAUGACGUGGACAAAGGAUGGAGAGCCAAUAGAGCCAGAGGAUGAUGAAGAGAAAUACAGUUUUAACUAUGAUGGGUCCGAGCUAAUCAUCAAGAAGGUGGAUAAGAGUGAUGAAGCGGAGUACAUCUGCAUCGCUGAGAACAAGGCUGGCGAGCAGGAUGCCACCAUUCAUCUCAAAGUCUUUGCAAAACCCAAAAUCACAUACGUGGAGAAUAAAACAGCUAUGGAGCUGGAGGAUCAGAUCACGCUGACCUGUGAGGCAUCGGGGGACCCAAUCCCUUCCAUCACUUGGAGAACUUCGACCCGGAACAUCAGCAAUGAAGAGAAGGCUUCGUGGACCCGGCCCGAGAAGCAAGAGACCCUGGAUGGGCGCAUCAUAGUGCGGAGCCACGCCCGGGUGUCAUCCCUGACUCUGAAAGAAAUUCAGUACACAGAUGCCGGAGAGUAUGUAUGCACAGCCAGCAACACCAUCGGGCAGGACUCCCAAGCCAUGUACCUCGAAGUGCAGUAUGCCCCCAAGCUUCAGGGCCCCGUGGCUGUCUAUACCUGGGAAGGGAAUCAAGUGAAUAUCACUUGCGAGGUAUUUGCUUACCCCAGUGCUGUCAUCUCCUGGUUCCGGGAUGGACAGCUGCUUCCCAGCUCCAACUACAGCAACAUAAAGAUCUACAACACUCCAUCAGCAAGCUACCUGGAGGUGACACCAGACUCUGAAAAUGACUUUGGAAACUACAACUGCACUGCUGUGAACCGCAUUGGCCAGGAGUCCUCAGAGUUCAUUCUUGUGCAGGCGGAUACUCCGUCCUCUCCUUCUAUUGACAGAGUGGAGCCAUACUCUAGUACUGCCCGGGUGGAGUUCGAUGAACCUGAAGCUACUGGUGGGGUGCCCAUCCUCAAGUACAAGGCAGAGUGGAGAGCACUGGGCGAGGGAGAAUGGCAUUCGAGGCUGUAUGAUGCAAAAGAAGCAAAUGUGGAGGGCACGAUCACUAUCAGUGGCUUGAAGCCUGAGACAACCUACUCCGUGAGACUGUCUGCAGUGAACGGCAAGGGUGUGGGUGAGAUCAGCCUGCCAUCCGACUUCAAGACGCAGCCAGUUCGUAUCCCUCAGUCACCAAGUACCGCUGCCCCCAGCUCCCGCUUAGCAGAGACAACUCGGCCUCUUACUGAAUCUGAGAGCACGGAGCCGCCAAGGGAACCCAGUGCACCCAAACUGGAAGGUCAGAUGGGAGAAGACGGAAACUCCAUUAAAGUGAAUGUUAUCAAGCAGGAUGACGGUGGCUCCCCGAUUAGACAUUACCUGAUCAAAUACAAAGCCAAGCACUCAUCAGAAUGGAAACCAGAAAUCAGACUUCCUUCUGGCAGCAACCACGUCAUGCUCAAGUCUCUGGACUGGAACGCAGAGUACGAGGUUUAUGUGAUAGCUGAAAACCAGCAAGGGAAGUCCAAACCAGCUCACUAUGCUUUCCGAACGUCUGCUCAGCCCACUGUCAUCCCAGCCAGUACUAGCCCUACAUCAGGCCUCGGGACUGCUGCCAUUGUAGGCAUCCUCAUCGUUAUCUUUGUGCUGCUCCUGGUGGCUGUGGAUGUCACCUGCUACUUCCUGAACAAAUGUGGCCUGCUGAUGUGCAUUGCUGUCAACUUAUGUGGCAAAUCCGGACCAGGAGCCAAGGGCAAAGACAUGGAGGAGGGCAAAGCCGCCUUUUCGAAAGAUGAGUCCAAGGAGCCUAUCGUGGAAGUGCGGACUGAAGAGGAGCGGACCCCCAACCAUGACGGGGGAAAACACACAGAGCCCAACGAGACCACCCCACUGACAGAGCCAGAGCACACCGCCGAUACCGCAGCUACCGUUGAGGACAUGCUGCCUUCCGUAACUACGGGCACCACUAACUCUGACACUAUCACUGAAACUUUUGCCACUGCUCAGAACAGCCCCACCAGCGAGACCACCACACUGACCUCCAGUAUUGCCAUGCCAGCCGCGGCCAUUCCCGACUCCAACUCCAUGUCGCCUGGCCAGGCUACUCCAGCCAAAGGGGGAGCCGCCUCGGUCUCUUCACCACCGGCCUCCUCUACCCCCAAAGUGGCCCCUCUUGUUGAUCUCAGCGACACCCCGAGCUCUACUCCAGCUGCUAAUAAUUUGUCUUCAAGCGUCCUGUCCAACCAAGGCGCGGUGCUCAGCCCCAGCACUGUUGCCAACGUGGCCGAGACCUCCAAAGCGGCAGCUGGUAACAAGUCAGCUGCCCCAAGCCCUGCAAACCUCACUAGCCCUUCAGCUCCGUCGGAGCCCAAGCAGGAGGUGUCGAGCACCAAGAGCCCCGAGAAGGAAACUGUGCAGCCCAGCACAGUGAAGAGCCCAACGGAGACAACCAAGAACCCAAGCAAUGCGAAGAGCGAGGCUGCUUCAGGCAGCACCACAAACCCUUCCCAGAAUGAGGACUUUAAAAUGGACGAAGGGACCUUCAAGACACCAGACAUUGAUCUUGCAAAGGAUGUUUUUGCAGCUCUUGGCACUACUACUCCUGCCAGUGUGACUAGCGGGCAGGCUCGCGAGCUUGCUUCUUCCGCUGCAGACAGCUCUGUACCUGCUGCACCUGCAAAGACCGAGAAAACCCCAGUAGAAGACAAAUCUGAAGUGCAAGCAACGGAAACCAAGACACCUCCAGCAGAAGUCAAGACGGUCCCAAACGAAGCCACACAAACAAAUGAAAACGAGAGCAAAGCAUGAUCAGCGACAGAUGAAAAAAUGACAGAACAACUUCACCCAAGCAUUUAAAACACGAAACACAACACACAUCUCAUUCCUCUAGUGUCUGUUGCCUUUUUUUAAAAAAAAAAACAAAACAAAACAGAAAAUGCAUAAACGGGGGGGGGGGGUCGUCCUUUUUUUUUUUUUUUUUUUUUUUUUUUUUUUUUUUUUUAAAAAAAGAUUUUUAGAAAGGUUCUAUUUGUUGUGCACUUGCUUUUAAAAAGUACUACAUUUUAAAAACAGGGUUAAACCCACAAGCAAACCAGGGCUGCGCUGCCCCUGUAUAUUCAAAUAAGCAAAAUUGCAAAUGCCAGUUACAGCAUCGCUGAGGAGCUCAGAAUCACCUAGUCGUAGGCAAAGGGGAAAAAAAAAGAAAGAAAGAAAAAAAGACCCUGUUCUUUCCUUGGUUAGUAUACUAGAUAUAACCACUGUACUGCUUGACUACUUGGUACAGCUGGUCCUUAAUGAACAAAGUCCACAAUUUAUUUUUAUACUUUUCAGUCGAGUUUGAAAUAUGUAAAGCCUCAUAAAUAAGUUAUAAUUUCUGUUCACCUUGUAUUUGUUCAGUAUGCAAAGUGUCUCGAGCUCUUUGUGGCUGAAUUCUGUUCUCCACCUUAGACAUUUAUUUGGGGGGUUAUUAUUUUUUUUUAGGAAGAAUGCCAAAAUUGCAGCUUCGGGGGAUAUAUUUCAAUUUGCAGUAUUCAGACUCUACAUUUCUUUAAAUUUUAUGUUAAUUUUUGCCAACUUUUGUUCUUUCCAGUGUUUACAAUUGACAAAUAUUUUUUUUAACUUUUGUUGUGUUUAAAUGUAUGUGUAAAAUAGCUGCCUUUUUUUUUUUUAAGUGAACCCAGCCUAUAGAUCCUAGGUUAGCAGCAUGCUUGCUUUGCAAAGGGAGACAUUUUUAAAUAUCGAUGUUUACAGUAGUUUCCCCUUUAUCUUUUUUAAUUAUUAUAAUAAUUAUAAUUAUUAUUAUUAUUUCUUACUGGAGUAAGAAAAAGAGUAAUGCUGGUCUUCGGUUUGUUUUGGGGGGGCGGGGGGUGGGGAUAUUCCAACCACUUGUCACCAAUCGAGGUCUGCACCCAGCAAUCCACAUAAACACACGCUUAGCUUGGAAUGAGAGAGUUGCUGGCGGAGUCCUUAUAUGCUUAAAGUUAUUAAGAGGGUAAGUCCCUUGCUGGACCUGGGCCUGACUGCAUAUGAAAAAUAUCAUCUCUGCUUUUUUAGGACAUUCUCCCUUUUCCUUCAUGGAACCCUCCCAGAGCUUUGCGAGGCAGAAGAGAGAUUGUACAGUUAGGGCUGGGCUGGGCUUAUCUCAGAUGUUCGACAUCAAUUUCUCCUUGAUGCGUCAGUAAACGCCAUUCCCUUGACCCCAGAAAGCUGGUUUGAAAGCAGCGACUUUCCGCACUUAGAGAAAAACCAAGUUUGCUUUUGAGGAGUGGUAACACUAAAAAAAGAGGAACGUCCUUCUCUCGUGGGUGAGGUUCCUGAGCACAAGGAUGCUUGGCAGCGUGCAAGCCCCCUCCAGCACGGCACGUCUGUCCAUGUGCUCUGCAGAACCAAAACCCCAAAAUCAGUGCUUGGAAAGCAGUGCCAAGGCUCCCCUUGAUUCCCCGGUCUCUGGAUCAUGUUGGUACCGCUCAGAAAAGGGGCUGAUGCAGCAUCGUGGUGCAGGGGGGAGCUUAUCAGCGGGAGAUAGCACUGGGAGUCACGGAGCGAUACCGAGAUUCGGGGGUGAGGAGACGCUUGAGCAGAAGGAAGGCGGAGGUGUACGGGGUAGCCCAGCCCGUUGUGUAGAGCUGUUCCUUCUCUGGGGGUUUUGUUGUUUGUUUUUUUUCUUUUUUUUUUCUUUUUUUUUCUUUUUUUUUAAAUUCUACUUUAGAUCUGCAAGCUUGUGCACUGUGGGUGCGUGACUAUUUUAGUGUGAAACGUGUUUUUUGUCAUAGUAUUGAAAUAAUUAAAAAAAAAAAGCUUCAACAUAGUUUGAAUGUGGAAGGUGUAGCGGAUAGUUCAGAUUUGAAGAAUUUAUUCGGGGAAAAAAAAAAAAAGAGAACAACUCUUACAAGGAACAGAAGCCUUUAAAUGAAAAACAGAACCGAGCUGACCAUGGCAUCCAUUCCGAUGUGUGAAGGUGACAAACAGGAGGAUGGGGGGCAGAGAGACUGCUGUGGGGCUCAGCUAGCGCGAGCCGCUCUCGUUGAUGUGCUCUUCUAAGCACGCAGUCUUCUCCAGUGGCAUCGCAGAAUUUCAAGCUGUGAAAAUAAUGGUUUUGUCAUUUGCUAAGUGUGGGGUUUUUUGCAUUUUUUCCUCAGCUCCUGGGGCUGGAAAUGGAGGAUGACUGGAUAUGCAGGCACAGACAGGCAUGCAGUACCCAUCCCGAGCAGGACAUCAGGGCAGGAUAGGUCCUCACUUCAAAGCCUUGUGGCAGAUUUGGCCCUUGCUUGACCCAGGACAGCAGUGGUGGUGUAAGUAAGGCAAGAUUUGGUCUGUGGUCCCCAGGGCUUUUUCUUUUCCAAUAAAUCAGUCCGUGAAAUACACCAUAAAAACCUCACCAUGGUCUACAGCUGGGGAGAGUCCUUGGGGCAGCGGAGGACCGAGUGGUGGCAGGCGAUACGUACCUCUGUUCCUUGGGAUGGCCACAACAGCUUGUUCCUCAUUUCUGUGACGUUUUUGACUGCUGUUGUCCUCUUUAUGUUAUACCUCAUAAGUUGUGACCCGCGGAGAGCUGAGCAGCCGAUAGGGAACAAAUGCUGAUGACCAGAAACGUGUCCGGGGACACUGAUCAGCGCCUGCCGGGUGAAAUUUGUGACUCUCACCUUGGGCUGGCAUUUCUGUCGUGGCAGGUAACCAGCUGAGGGCCCGAUCCACCGCCCAGCCACGUCUUUAGAAAUUCCCCCGCUGGCUGCGGUGGGUUUGGAUGGCCCGAGGGAGUGAGCAUCAUCCCGAGGCAGGGGUCACCCCGUGGUGCCUGAGCCCUGGCUCUGUCCGUCCUCUUGCUGGUAAUGCUCUCGUGACACCGCCCGACACCCAGUGCUGGUAGAUUCAUCCCAAGGAGUGUUUUUAUACUUGCCCUUAACGGAGAAUUUGUUUUAAUUUAGAAGUAUCCCGCUCCGAAGAUAGCUUAGGCUUCAUUGCUUUUAUUUCGACUUCUGAAGAGGGACCAACCUGAUGCCGUUUGCGCUGUAUAUGUUUAUAUAUGUAUCCAUGCCAUACAUAUAUAUAUCUAUAUGGCACCUCAGACCGAUCAGCUUCUAGUUGUGGAGUGAUGACAUUUCAUGCUGCACCAUACGUAAAGAUGAUGAGAUAAUAGUGCAUCCAGUUGUUCAGCUUUUAGAGUGGAGUUUUAUUUUCACACUUUUCUAUGGAGCCUUCAAACCCCAGAUUUUCACACUAGGCUGUUUUGAUAGUUGUUCUCAGACCCUCCAUUGACAUCCUUACCCAGCAUUCCCUACUUUUGGGGGCCUUCUAUCUUGUUAAAAAAACGAAAAAACAAAAAAUCUUUUUACCGAGUGAAACAUCGAUUCCACCUUUAUUCCCAUUCUCACUGGUGUAAAUACUGAUACUAACUGAGGAUUUUGACUUUGCAUUCUGUCAGAAUACUGUGUUCAAAUAAAAGUUA
Molecule: messenger RNA, 7381 nt
Organism: Oxyura jamaicensis (ruddy duck)
Lineage: Eukaryota; Metazoa; Chordata; Aves; Anseriformes; Anatidae
Gene: NCAM1
Product: neural cell adhesion molecule 1
Exons: 23
Coding region: 292-3744 (1150 amino acids)
Biological process (GO): cell adhesion
Cellular component (GO): membrane
Molecular function (GO): protein binding
Source: RefSeq, a predicted model, not a curated record